AUUCUUAUCUUUUUUGUUGAUACACUCGGGUAGUACAGUAAUCAUAGACAGAACUACGCAAGGUCCGUGACAGUUGUAAUUUACUAUUGAAUGUUGUUAAAUUGUUUAUGCUUUUAUGCUAGUUAGAUUGGUUUAAGAUUGUAAAGUAGAAUAAUACUCCAACUUGUAUUUGUGAGUCCAUGAACUAUGAAAUUCUUAUGUAUAUCUCUGUGAAACGUGAUAUAUGAGAUCCUAUUUAUUAAUUAUAAGAGUUAUUGAAUAAUGAUUAUUUGAUUAUUGAUUAUAAUAAAUCGUUCCUACCAAGUGUAAGUUUUACAUACAAAAUAAAUUAUUUAUAACUAUAUCUUGUUUUGGUAGAAACAAAUUAGAUGCCCAUUAUUUUUAUUACCUAAUAUAUUAUUUUCUAAUAUUAUUUUAGUUCAAUUAUGCAAAUUAUCUGGAAUUGGACUGAACUGUGUGGUCCAAAUGACUUUAUUCCAUUAAUUCAUCCUCAUUAUGUUUUGAGCAUUUGUGCAGAAAUGUCAGUUAUUCGAUUGCCUAUUUUACUUAUACUCAUGCUAACAUCAACAUAUUACUGUGGCCAUCUCUCUGAUUGGAUAAUACGUACUAGACGUGAAACUAAUAUACUCCGUUGUCGUAUAGUAGUUGCUAGUAUACUGUCAAUUUUACCGGCUGCUCAACUAAUUUGGGAAGUAUAUUAUUUCACUGAAAACAGUGUUUAUCCAAUCGAAAAUUUAGUCCUAGUAAUGCAAUGUUUUACAUGGUUUAUACAUACAUUGUAUAUUGUUUGCAUACGACAUCAUUUAGGAACAAGUUUAAGAGGUCCUAAAAUUGUGAUUCUUGCAUGGAUUUUAUGUUUAUUAACUUCAACAGUAUCUUUACGUAACACAUUUUUAAUAUUUAUUCAAAGUACAUAUUUACCCAUUUUGCAAGUAAGAUUAUGGUUCACAAUACUUAAUUGGAUGCUUCAGAUGUUUUAUUUAAUUACACUGUUCUUCAAAGAAGAUGUUGUACGAAUAAGACAUGUAGAUAGACUUCGCUUUCUUGCUCAGGUAAAUUUUUAUAGUCACUUUUAUUUGAAUAACAUUAUUUUAAGAAAACGUAUUUAUCAAAUAUAGUAAUGAUUUACAUAAAAAAAAAUAAAAUAAAUUUCAUUUAUUGUGGUGUUAUUAUUUGUUAAUUUAUAAAUAAAUAAUAAAUAUAUUAUUUUUCUUAUAAUUAACAUUUAAAUAUAGUAAUAUGUAGUAGUUUUAUUUCUGAAUUUGAAUUUUUGAAUGUUUUAUUUAUUUUAGGGAAAUUAGAAUAAAUAUAGGUACUUAAUGCAAUGUGAAUUAUUUUAAGUAUGAUGUUUUUAUACUUUAAUAAUACAUUUGUUUAUAAAAAUAUAUUAAUCUAAUUAUAGUAUAAACAUGGAUGACAUGGUUAAAUUUAAUGUAUACUAUUUAUAAUUUUAGCAAUCAAUUGAAAGACGUUCCUUGAUGACAGCAUCAUAUAGUCGUUUUAAUGAUGAAUUUGAUCCACAUUAUUUGGGUAUGGCAUGCGAUAAUGAACACUAUAGUUUUAUGACCUGGCUCACAUUUGAUUGGGUAGGAAGAUUAAUUACUAAAGGAGACAAAAAAAGAUUGCACCAUACAAAUGAUUUGUUUGAUUUACCUGAAUGGUUAACUCCUGUAUAUGUAUCAACUAAGAUAGAAGACGUAUUAAGACAUCAGCCUUCUGUAAGAGCUACAUCACCUAUUCAUUUACCAACUGAUCAAUACAGAGUACCAAAGAAAUCAUUGCUAAAAGCACUACAUACAUGUUAUGGAAAACAGUUUUACGGAAUUGGGUUAUUAAAAAUGGCUGCAGAUGUUUUUGAAUUUACUGCACCUAUUUUUUUAGAUAAAUUAAUCACAUUUGUAUCUCAUCAUGAAGAACCUAUGAGUCAUGGAUAUAUAUACAUGGGAGGACUUGUUAUAAUGUUACUUAUAAGUAAGUAUUCAUAUUUUUUUGUAGGACUAAUACUUAAAUUCAAUAUUUAGUAAUAUUUAUUGUUAUUUAAAUUUAACUUCACAUUAUUAUUAGAUUAAACAAUUUUUUAGUAUUGUGAAUUAAGUUAUGAAAUAAUUGCACUAAAACUUGAAGCAGAAAUACUCCAGUAAUAAUUAUUAUCAUAACAGUUUUUGGAUUGAUACAGUGUAUGCUGUAUACCUACAAAUUUUCUACUAUCUACUAAUAUUGUCCUGAUUUAAUAUAAUAAUAAUAUAUGUUUAAGGUACACUGUUUGGUGCACAUUAUGACUACCAAAUUCAUAUGAUUGGAAUAAAAAUACGAGGUGCUUUAAUUACAAUGAUUUACAAAAAAACAUUAGAAUUAAAUACCGUUAUGCUAAAUAAUUUUAGGCAAGUUAAAUUUUCAUAACAUGGCUUUAUGUUAUUGAUUAAAUUAAUGUAUACAAAUUAUUGUUUUAGUAUCGGAGAAGUAGUAAACUUUAUGAAUACUGAUACAAAUAAUUUAGUUAAUGCUUGCAAUAGUUUUCAUGCAAUGUGGAGUGUACCUUUUCAGGUAAAAUUAAACAAUUGUACCUAAUUAUGUUAAAUAAUUAACUAAAUUAAUACUCGUGAGUUAUGUUUUAGUUAGUUAUUGUUUUAUACUUACUUUAUCAACAAUUGGGAGUAGCUUUCUUGUCUGGAGUGCUUGUGUCUAUUCUACUGAUACCAGUUAACAAGAUUAUAACUUCAAAUAUUGGUAUAUAUUAAUUUACAUAAUAUAAUAUUAAUUAUUAAUGUUCUUUAUAUAUUAUUGUUUUUUUUUUUUUUUAUAUAUAUAUAUAUAGGUAGAUUAACUGGAAAAUUGAUGAAUGAAAAAGACAAACGUGUUAGAUUAAUGUCAGAAAUUAUUAGGGGUAUUCGAGUAAUCAAAUACCAUGUUUGGGAAAAAUAUUUUAUCAAUAAAGUUAAUAGUAUGUUGAUAUACAGGUUGAUUUACUAAGGAUACUCGCCUUAUUUUUUUGGUUAAAUUUUGCAUACAUUCAAAUUCUGAUUUUUGGAAUUUUUAAAUGUAGGGAAAGCUUACAAUAUUUUGAAUAUUUAGAUUUUUCACAAAAUUUAAGGGGUAUUCUAUGGUGAUACCAACUUUGGUUUUUCAAAAGAGAUCCUAUACUAAAAGUUCUAUAAAUAGAUGGAGUAUUAGUUUAAAUAAAUUUUGGUGAUAACAUUUUUAAUUUCUGUCAAAUCGUUGAUAAGAUAUUCUACUUAGGUUUUGGUAGGAAGAGAGUAGUGGAGUACCAUUUUGUAUGGCUGCACAACACAGGGUAUUUUAAUAGUGUUCCACUACUCUCAUCCUACCUGAACUAAAAAGUAGAAUAUCUGUGGAGACAGAAAUUAAAAAUGUUACACCAAAAUUCAUUUAAACUAAUACUCCAUCUAUUUAUUGAAUUUUUUAUUAUAGGUUCUCAUUUGAAAAACCAAAGUUGGUAUCAUCACUGAGUACUCCAUGUUGUGAAAAGUACAGUUUAACAUGACCUAUGAUUAAUACAACCGCCGCUAAAAUGGACAACUGCUUAAAAUGUAUAAAUAUAACUGGUUCCAACGUGUCCACACUAAGCGGAAUUCACUCUAUUCAAAAAUGUGGGUUGUAACUAAACUUAAAAAUAUAUAUGCGAAAUUCAACCAAUAAAAUGGGAUACACACUUAGUAAAUCACUCCAUAUAUAUAUAUAUAUAUUUUUAUAAUAUGGUAUUCAAUAUUAAUUGUUGGUUUAUAAUGUUAAUUUUUUAGGUUUUCGAAAACCCGAAGUAAUGAAUUUAAAAAAAAGAAAAUAUUUGGAUGCUUUGUGUGUAUAUUUUUGGGCAACAACUCCAGUAACAAUAUCAAUAUUAACUUUUUCAACCUAUAUUUUUCUUGGUGGUCAAUUAACAGCGGCAAAGGUCAGUGUAAAUUACAAUUAUUAGAUUUCAAGAAAACUUUAAAAAUUAAUUUGAAAUAUAAGUAAGUUCAUGAAUUUGUUCAUUUCCAUGCAAAAGUUUAUUUUUGAUCAUUUUAUACUAAACCUAGUCUUAAUAGUUUUAAUAAUUAAGAUUUAGAUAAUAAAUAAAAAAAAAUAUUUAUUAUUAAUAGUAUUGACGGUUGACAUUAACAUGUAAGAGGGAGAUAAAGCCAUAUAAUUAUUUGAAGUACUGGGUAAAUAAAAAAAAAAUGUAUAUCUUGCGUUGGGUAAAUUAAUUUAAAAAUUUAAGAGCUCUAUUAAUUCUGGAUUAUCCACAACGUUAUUUAAUAAUUUGUAUAAAAACUUCAUAUCUAAUAAUUUAUACCUAUUAUCCAGAGGUUUAAUAGUGAAAAAACUAUGUACACUAUCAUAACUAGAGUGAGGAGUUCUCUGUACAUUACAUUGAAGGCAUACAAAUCAUAAAAAAUUGUUUUGGAUUUUUGAAAGACAGUGUAAUAGAUUCAAUGACUUAUUACACCAUAUUAAACUCAUGUACUCAAUUUGAAAACGAACCAAUUUAAAAGUUUAAUAGUUUUAGAGCUUGAUCAUUAUGGAAAUCUUCACACGUACGUUUAAUGAAACCUAAUAGAAAUAGUUGUAAUAACAUCAAUAUGGGAGUUAAAAGAGAGCUUAAAAUCAAAAGUAACACCUAGAUCAUUUAUUUCGCUUACUCUAAGAUUGUUUAUAGUGUAGACAUAAUGGACUUCAUUUUUAAAGUAAAAAAAAUAGAUUUAAAUUUCUUUAUAUUUAGAGACAUACCAUUGUCUUUACACCAUUCAUUAAAAGAAUUUAAAUCAUUUUAAAAAAGUAAAGUAUCAUUAUAAUAACAAAUUUUUUUAAAUAGCUUCAAAUCAUCUGCUAGCAAUAAAAAUGUAGAAUGUUUUAUUUUACAAAAUACAUCAUUUAUAAAAAGUAUAAACAAUAACGGCGAUUAAUGGUCACUCUGCAGAACAUCAGAUGUAGCAUAAAUAUUGUUUGAAAUAAAAAAUUUCGUGCUUGACAUUUUGAGUUCUAUGAGUUAAAAAUGAAUGAAAACAUGAGAAAACAGGUCGUAGAAGCCAUACGAGUUUAGUUUUAAAAUUAAUAAAUUGUGAUCUACUUUAUAGAAUAUGUUUUCGAGGUCUAUAUAAAUAACAUCUGUUUGAGUUUUUUCAGUGUACGAUGUAAUAUUAAAUUGUUUAAAAACACAUAAAUUGGUAAUUGUUGAAUGUCCUGCACGAAAACCAUGUUGCUCAUUUAUUAAUAAAUUUUUAAACAUAAGCACUAACUUAUUUGCAAGUUUUGAAAAUAAUUAAGGAAUACUUUGUUUGCUGAGAAUUUGGACCUCAAUGUGCAUUUGACUAGGUUAGACUAUACUCAUGAUAGGUGAUGUUGCGGUGGGAUAUAACCAGUUUUGGUUACUUUUCAAGCCAAAUGCUUAGCAAAUAGAUUAUAGUUAAUACAAACUUAUUUAUUUUAAGGUCUUAUAUCAAGAACUUUUAUAAUGUUUAGGUUUUCACUAGUAUGGCUCUACUGCAUAUGUUAGUCACACCAUUGAAUGCGUUUCCUUGGAUACUAAAUGGAGUUGCUGAAGCAUGGGUAUCUGUUAAAAGAAUUCAACGUUUAAUUGAAGUAAAUCAAUAUACUAUUAUCAUGUAUUUAUAUUUUAAGAUAAUUGUUUUUCAGGUAGAUGAUUUAAAAACUCAGUCUUAUUAUAGUCUAAUGCCAAUUCAGUUUGGUAGAACUUUUGAUAAUGCUGUAUCAUUAUCACAGUGUUCUUUUAAUUGGGGCUUCAGAUCAUUCCAACUUAAAAAUAUAAAUUUUUCUGUGGCUAAAGGAUCAUUUGUUGGUAUUACUGGGCAAGUAGGCAGUGGUAAAUCUACUCUAUUGGCAGGAAUUUUAGCAGAAAUUAACAAAGAUGAAGGGAUGAUUGCUUCUUCUAAUAUGAGAGAUGGUAAAAAUUAAUAAUUAUUUUUUUCUAAAUGAAAAUAACCCUUUUAAAUUAAUUUUACAUGUACUUAUUUUAUGUAUUUCUUUACUACUUUUAGGAUUUGCAUUUGUUGCACAAACACCAUGGAUUCAAAAAGGAACAAUUAAAGAUAAUAUUCUAUUUGGUCAAACAUACAGCUUAGAAAGAUACAAGUAAUUAUUGUUAACUUUAAUUGAAUAUUAUGCAUUUUAUGUAUACUAUAUUUUGUCUAUUAGAGCAGUUAUUAAAUGUUGCGCAUUAGUUAAAGAUUUGCAAGAAUUCCCUAAAGGUGAUUUAACUCUUAUUGGUGAAGCUGGAAUAACUUUAAGUGGUGGACAAAAAGCUCGAUUAGCUUUGGCUCGAGCUGUAUAUCAGGUAAAAUUUCUUUUUAAAUAUUAUUUUCAAAUAAAAAUAUUUAAUUAAUUAUUUCAUUAUUACCAUAUUAUUGUUUUAAAUCAAUAUUAUUAAACUUGAAAAAUAUUUAAAAUUUGAAAAAUUAUAAAUUUUUUUUUUAAAUUUUUAAAAUUAAAAUAAAUCUUUAAUCUAUACCACUUGAGCACAAUAAGUAAAUUUGAUAAAAAAUAACAUAAACAUUAUUAAAAAUAUAUUGCUGCCCUUAAUCAAACUUACACAAUACAUGACUUUUUUAAGAAAACAAUAACACAUAGGUUCACGUGACUUUUUUUAUAUUUUCAAAUAAUUGAUUUAAUUAAUAUUAGGUGUCAACAGGUCACGACACCAUUUUCGAUUAUAUGAUUGGGAUGAAAUAAUAUACCAGCAUGGAAACAUUUAUAAUAUACUUAAGCUUGAAAUUAAUUUAAAAACCUAAAAUCAUAAAUUUAUUAAAUUUUGUUAAAUAGAGUUUUACAAUUUGCUAAAAAAAUAUGCUUGGUAAAUCAAUAAACCUUAAUAUAUAACAUUCAAUUAUAUAAGUUUAUAAUUACUAAUGUUCUAUUUGUUUUUUUUUUUCAGAACAAGUGUAUAUAUUUACUAGAUGACAUUUUUGCUGCAGUUGAUGUUAAUGUUGCACAACAUCUGUAUACUCAUUGUAUUAAUGGCCUACUUAAAGAUAAAACCCGUAUUAUUUGUACCCAUAAUAGCCAAUUUCUACUCUCUGCAGAUUUGGUACUAAUAAUGAACAAUGGUACUAUUGUAAAUCAAGGUCGACCUUUUGAAGUAUUAAGUGACUAUGAUGCUAAAACUGUUGAUGUCAAGUUUGAUGAAGCAAAUAGUAACACAUUUUCAAUUAUGGAAGAAUGGAUACCGACCAAUGAAACUGAGUAUGAAAAUAAUUUAAACAACAAAGAAAACCAAGAAGAAGGAAUUGUUGCUUUAUCAGUAUAUAAACAGUACUGGAAGUCUGUAGGAAGAUACAUUUGUUGGGUCCUUUUUAUCUCCAUGGUUAUUAUGCAGGUAUAAAUAGUAUGAAUAAAUUAUAUGUUUUAUAAAAAACGCAUACAAAUCAUUUUAAUAUGUUGUAUGUAUUUAUAUAUUUAUUUAAUUGAAUUUUAAAUUAACAAAUUACAAUACAAGUCAAAUGUUUUUUGUGUGCUAUAUAGAUCACUGUAGUGGAUUAUAGUAAUAAAUGAUCUAAUCCAGUGAUUCCCAAAGUGAGCAGUACCACCCUCUUUGUGGACUUUUUUUAUUUUGAGGGGGAAGAUUCUACUGUAACUUUCAUUAUUAAAAAUAAUUCACUAUUAUUAAAAACAAUUAUAUUAUUAUUAAAACAAUAUUAGCAAAUUCAUAACUUAUUUUAAUGAAAUGUAUAUCUGCGUACAAUAGAAAAUAAUUAAAUAUUUUAUACACACUACAAUAACAGCGAUUUUAUACAUAAUUGUGUAGUAAUUUGAUACAUUUUUAAUAAUUAUGGUAGUAUUAAUCUCCUCAAAAUUGAAGUUAUAAAAUUUUUGAAUUAAACCAUAUUUUAUAAACCACUAAUAAUAUAAUAAUAUAUAUAUAUAUUAUGGGCAAAGUAAAAAAUCUGUGUAUUACGAUACAACCAUUCACAAUGCCUUAACUUUUUGGGCAAUCUAAAAAUCAAGCAAUGUGUACCUUAUCCAGAGUAAGAGUAAGAGUAAGCAUAGUGAAUUAAAUACAUAUAUUUAAAUCAAAUUAUAAAUUUAUUACUAAAACAAAAAUUAUUAAUAUUCCUGUACAAUGAAAUAAUGCAAGGAUUAGUUUUUUAUUUUUAUUAUAUUUUCAUAGUUUAAUUUACUUUGCCAAAUUAAAUUUGGGCACUGUAUACAAUACCCGACUUUUUACUUUGCCUGUACCAUAUAAAUUACUAUCCAAUGUCUAGUAUAGAUUAAAAUUUAAUAAGUUGGGUCUUAUAAAUUGUAUAUCACAGUCAAUUUAAUCAUGAUAUACUUAUUUGUUCAAUACAUAUGUGAAAAUUGGUUAGAAUCGUGUAUUCUAAAGAUACUUUACUGUCAUUAUAUUUAGGGGUGAAACCUCAUAACACAUUUUCUUUUUCAAGUGCCAUUAUUAUUAAAAAUUACAUUAAUUGAUAAAGUUUCGGUUAAAAUAAUUUUUUAAUUUCCUCCAACCUGUUGAUAAGGUAUUUCAAUUUUAAGUUUGUUAUUUUACCUUUAGAGGAAAUUCAGUGCUUCAGUAUUUAGACGUCGCUAUACAAAUUAUGAUAUCAAAAUGUGGUUGUGGUUUUACCUCCAAAAAGAAUGAUAUAAAAAAUAAGAUAAUGUUACAUUUGUUAACAUAUAAUUCCAUAAGUUUUUAAAUAGGUUAUUUUAAAAAUAAAAAUAAGUUAUUCAUGACAAAAUUAACUAUGACAUAAAAUUUGGAAAAACCCAUAUAAAAAUGAUAGUUAUUCAACUAGUAAUAUAAUAAAAAAUUGUCUUAAGUAUUUCAAAAUAAUUAAAGUACUAUGAUUUAUAGGGUUCACGAAAUGUAUCAGAUUUAUGGUUAUCAUAUUGGGUUAGUAAAAUAACAAAAACGCAUGAAGGUUAGUAAAUAUUCACUUGGUUUUAUAUGGUUAAAUAAUUAUUAUGUUUUGGUCAACUGCUUAUAAUAUACAUUUAAAUUUGAAUUAUUUUUUACUCUUAUAUAGGGUGUUCCACGAGGAUUCGACAAAUGCAACUUUUGUUCUAUUCAAUAUUUUUUAUAUAUAUUUUUUUUAAAUAAUUAGUAUGCCUCAGCACUAUAGUUUAUACAUGAACAUUUCUUGGGGGGCAGACUUGAAAUAUAAAAUUUUAAUUUUAUCAUAAUUUUUUAAUAAACAUUCAAAAUAGCCAUUUUGUAAAGACUUUCAGAAAAUGUUUAGUGGUUGAAACUUUUGUUAAAAUAUGGUCUUUUAUUUUCUAUGAUUUUUUAAAGUUUUUGUAAUUGUGAAUAUUACAAUAUUUAAUCAGUUAUUAAUUAAGGAUUUUCUUUUUCAUAAGUUAAUAUUAUGCAAUAAUAUUAUUAUAUUAUAGAUAUUAAGUAGUAUCAAUCAAUCAAUGGUAAAUUUAUGCUGAUGAACAAUAUUGUUCUGAUUGAAAAAAAAAUGAUUCAAAUUUUCAAAUAAUCUUAGAAAAUAAAAGACCAUACUUUUACAAAAGGCUAUUUUUAAUUUUUUUUUUUUUUUAAAUUAUAAAAAAAUUUUAAGCCGUUUCCUCUUGAAAAAAAAUAUUUAUAUACAAACUGUAGCACAGAUGUAUACUAAUUAUUUAAAAAAAAAUUGUAUCAAAAAUAAUAAAUACAACAAAAGAGGUAUUGCAUUUAUUGAAUCCUCGUGGGUCAUAUAUAUAAUCUAUAACCUGUAUAACCUACAUAUUUGGAUCUAUUAUUUUUUAAUUCACACUCAUAAUAUAAUAAAACUAUUUUUUAGAAAAUAACUAAUAAGUAAUUAAAAUAUUUUAUUGCAUUAUAAAACUUAGGUUAUGAACAAUUUUCUGAACGAGUUAUUAACUGUUAAGAAAUUUAGUCUUGAUUGUCAGUUUAUCUAAUUUUAUUCCAACAGUUAAAGAAAUUCAAUGACUUCCAAAGUUAUCAAGAAAAAUUAUUUAAAAAAAUCUCAGUUAAUGACCUCAAGUUUUUUUUAAUGGGUGUAGAAUUUAGUUUUAUAUUUUUUGUUAACAAAAAUGGGAUUUUACUAUGUUUAACUAUAACAUUGCUAUACAUUUUUAUAUAUGUUUAAACAUAUUUAAAAGAAAUGUAUAACUGAUAUACUAAAAGUUAUAUACUAAAAGUAUAUAACUGAUUUGAGAUUUAAAUGAUUCUCAUAAUUAAGUUGUUUAUUCAAAUUUUAUAAUUUCAAUUUAUUUAUUUUGUUUCAGAAAAUAUAUCAAUCAAUUUACAAAAUGAAAACAAUACAUAUUUGUACAUUUAUACAUUAAUUGGAAUGGUUAAUUCUGUAGCUACAUUUUUUAGAGCCUUUGUUUUUGCAUAUGGUGGUAUUAAGGCUUGUCAAAUAAUUCAUGACAAUUUGUUAACUUCUGUGAUGAACGUAUGUAUUAAAAGAAUUUAGUUUAAACAUUUUUAUAUUUUAUUUUAUUUUUAUUAUUUAGGCGAAAACUUCAUUUUUUGAUAUUAAUCCACUCGGCAGAAUAUUAAAUCGCUUCUCGUCAGAUACAAAUACUAUUGAUGAUUCAUUACCAUUUAUUUUAAAUAUUCUUCUAGCACAAUUUUUUUUAGUCAUUGGUACUCUAGGUUCAAUAAUUUAUGGUGUACCUUGGGCUAUAGUUAUUACUAUAAUACUAACUCCUGUUUAUUAUAAAUUACAAUCAAGAUACAGAAAUUCGUCUCGGGAACUAAGACGUAUAUCAGCUGUUGCAUUAUCUCCACUAUAUAAUCAUAUAAAUGAGUCAUUGAAUGGACUAGCAACAAUACGAGCUUUUAGAGUUGUAUCAAGGUUAAUGUCGAUCAUUGUGAAUUUUUUGACAGUAGUAAAUUAUUAACUGUUAUUUUUUUUAAAUGUUUAGAUUUGAACGUGAAAAUGAAGACAAACUUGAAAACUAUUUAAAAGCAGAAUUUUGUUCACAGUUAGCAUCGUUAUGGUUCAAAUUCAGGUUAAGAAUCAUUGGUCUAACUGUAUUAUUUUUUAUUAGUUUAAUAUCUGUAAUUAUUCACCAAUGGAAUCUUACAAAUGCAGGUUUGUUCUAAUAAAUUCAUAUUUGAUAUAUUUUAUUUCUAAACAAUAUAUUUACUGUAUUAUUGAAUGGAGAAAAAAUGCACCUAUUUUUAUUACUUAAUAUUAGUACAUAUUUUUAUAAAUUAUGUGGAUUAAAAAAAAAGAAGAUUAUUUGAUUAGGAUAUCUUGGGUUAUCAUUGACUUAUGCAUUAACAUUAACAAAUAUGCUUGGAGGAUUAGUGAGUGCCAUUGCUGCAACAGAAUGUGAUAUGAUUAGCUUGGAGCGAGUUCUUGAUUAUGUUACAAAUACAGAAAGUGAAAUUAAUAAAGAAGACUCAAUAUCACCUCCAUUUGCUUGGCCAACAAAUGGAAUUAUACAGUUUUCUAAUGUUUUUCUGAAAUAUAGGUAAAACAAUUUAAAAAAAAUUAAAUAAACAUUUGAUAUUUAAUAGAAUAUAAUUUUUAGACAAGAUGGACCUAUGUCUCUAAAUGGAGUUUCAUUUGAAACUGUGUCUUCAGAAAAAAUUGGUGUGAUUGGUAGAACAGGUGCUGGGAAAAGUUCAUUGCUAGCUGCUUUGUAUAAAAUGUGCGAUAUUAGCUGUGGUGCUAUUUUAAUAGAUGGUGUAAAUCUUUCUAGGAUUUCCUCACAACAAAUAAGGUUAACAUUUUAUUUUAUUUAUAUAUAUUUAUACAAAUAAAAUAUAUUAUAUUAAUAUUAUAGUUAUUUAUAUAAUUCAUAUAUUUUCAGAAACCGUUUGUGUGUUAUACCUCAAGACCCAUUUUUAUUUGAAGGUACUAUCCGUGAAAACAUUGAUCCAUUUAAUGAGUAUAUGGAUUCAAAUAUAUGGUCGGCAUUGCAGCACUGUCAUUUAGUUACAACUGUCAAACAUUUAGGCGGUUUAGGAUGUCAUUUGGGAGAUAGCGUUAAUUUAUCCGUGGGUGAAAAACAGUUGUUGUGCUUAGUAAGAGCAAUAUUAAAAAAUGCAAAAGUAAUUUGUAUUGACGAGGCAACAGCCAAUGUGGAUGAAAUUACUGAUCGCAAAAUACAAGAAACAAUAAGAACUGCAUUCAAGCAAAGUACAGUUAUAACUAUUGCUCAUAGAAUUCGUACUGUUAUGAACAGUGAUCGGUAUGUCAAUGAUUUAUUUAUUUGAUUGAAUUUCAGUGUUUAUCUUGCCAAUUACAUAAUCAGUUUAAGUAAAAUAAGUUGAUACUGGGGACGGGUGCACCAUUGUUGUAGGUGACAAGUCAGGAAGGUCAGAUACACAAAGUACAAUCAAAAAAUGAUUAAGAGUAAACUUUGAUUACAUGUUUUGAAAGUCCGUAGUAAUUACAAUUUUCACCUUAAUUUGAUUAUAAUAAUACUCUUAUAAAAAAAAAAAUUUAUGCUACAUAACUCAUUUUUAUUUUUUUGACUAUUAAGUAUGAUUUAUAAUGUAUCUCCAUCCAGUCAAAUUUUCAAGCAUUUUUGUUUAUACUAACAAUUUUAUACACAGAGUACCUACCAAAUAAAAAUUACAUAAAAAAAACUUACUAAAUUUAAAUGUCUAGAAAAAGCAAAUAUAAAUAUAAGUUUUGUAUAAACAUUUUAAGUUUACAAAUAGUUGAAACUAAAUUACAUUUAAAAUAAGUAAUAAAAUAAUUAUUUAUGUAACAUUUUUCUACUUAUUUUUCGGUACUGCUCAAUUAUUUUAAAAGCUACAAAGAAAAUCAAUAACCGACUUUCUAAAUCAACAAAUAGAUUAAAAAUUUGAUAAAAAAAGAUCUAUUGGAGUAGAACACAUAAAUUGUAAAAAUUAAAAUAAAGGAAUUUUCCGGUUUUUUUUAAUUAUUACAAAAACUACCCAGAAAAUAAAAAAUCUAAUUUUUAACCUAUGAACUAGAUUAAAAAAUUCAACAAUAAAGGUGUCUUGUAGUUUUAAUGUUCAAGCAAUAUUUAUGGUAGGAAACAUAAACCACAUAAGUUUUAAAUAAUGAAAUUGUUAAUUUAAAAAUAUAGUAUUCUUCUUCUUUUUUGGUUUUUUUCCAAUUAUUUUGAAAACUUUUUGGAAAAUCAAAAAAUGACCUCUCUAACGCACAAAUUAGAUAAACAUUUCCUUUCUGAAAAGGUUCUAUAUCGGCGCAAGAUUUCUUUCGAAAUGUUCAGACAGAAAAAAAAAACAGUAAAAUCAAUAGCUCCCUCACUAUACUCCAAAUCUAAAACAAAAAGUUCAAGAAUAGUUGUAUCCACAUCUAAUAGCUUAUACUUGUAUUGUUGUUAUUUUUUUAGAAUAUUAGUGAUGGACAGUGGACAAAUUAUAGAAUGUGAAUCUCCAAAUGUUUUAUUACAAGAUAAAAAUUCAUAUUUUUUUAAAUUGGUACAACAAGAAUUUAAAUGA
Molecule: messenger RNA, 13357 nt
Organism: Cinara cedri
Lineage: Eukaryota; Metazoa; Arthropoda; Insecta; Hemiptera; Aphididae
Source: the annotation of a GenBank genome assembly